CGCAGUCGGGGCCGGCUCUGUAGCGAACGCCACCGGAGGAAGGAGAAGUAGGGCGGAGCAGCGGGCGUUGUUGUGUCCGGAGCUGUUUAGGAUCGGGCGGCGGGACCUCGGCCGCCCGCCGUCGGGACUGAAUGGAGACUGAUUGCAAUCCUAUGGAGUUACCCAACAGUACAGGCUUUGAAGAGGAUUCUGAUUAUAGAGACUUUGAAGGAACAGAUGUAAAAGAUAUGAGACUGGAAGCUGAAGCUGUUGUGAAUGAUGUUCUGUUUGCUGUCAGCAAUAUGUUUGUCUCAAAAACCCUUCCUUGUGCAGAGGAUGUGGCAUAUAUCAAUGUGGAAACCAGGGAAAGAAACAGAUACUGCCUGGAGCUCACGGAAGCAGGACUCAGGGUAGUAGCUUACGAUUUCGAUCAGACUGAUGACAGAUUGCAAACUCCGUACCAUGAAACUGUCUACUCCUUACUGGACUCUCUCAGCCCUGCAUAUCGAGAGGUGUUUGGAAAUGCACUACUACAAAGGCUAGAAGCGUUGAAGAAAGAUAGUCAGUCAUGAUUUAUCCAGAUGUGAGUAAGGUUUAAUGCUAGAAGGAAUUCUUAGUAUGAGGCACUGAGAUCUUUCUUACAAAUGUAAUCACAAACAUCUUAAGUUUUGUUUCUUGCAUUAAUAUGUAGUUCCUGCUGCAGUGGAUUUGUGUAUAUCACAAUGCUAUUAAAAUCCACUUUGGUAAAUUACAAGGAAGCUCCUUAAUUUUGCUUUCUUUUUUGUUGUAUGUGAGCAAAUAAGUUGCUGCUUAGAUUGCUAAAAAAAAUCUGGUCUCUUUUCAAACUGUUAUUAUUGAAGACUCUAAAAAAUGUAGAGAGCUUUAUAUACAAGUAGUAUUUUUGUGUGUGGUUAGUGAUAAUUUUCAUAUCUGCUUUUUAAAAUAGAAGCUAACUACUUGCUUUACCCAAUUAAUGAAAAAUAAUAGGGAAGACUACUGUUCUGCAAAGAACAGAAUUUCAGCUUGAUUUGCUCUACAUAAAUCUGAAAGUUCUCAACUUUGGUAACAGGAAAAAUAGUUCUUGAACAGUUGAGCAUUGCUUGUGUAGUGACAGGAUCUGAGGUAAAAGCAAGGCUCAGUACUAUUUGAUUUGUUCUUAUCUAUGGCAACCAGCAAAGUUCAAAUAAUAAAUGAGAUGUACUGCUAAUAUAUGAAUGUAUUGUCUGAAUCACAAUGAGUUAAGCACAGAAUUGCAAUGUAAUGGGCUACAUUUCCUAAAGAUGAUGUUAUAUAUGAUAUAUAUAUAUGUAUAUGUAUGCUCUAUUGUAACUGUUUUGGAGGCUUGGAAGACAUUUUAGCCUGUUUACUAUUCUGAAUGUGUGUUUACAUGAUGUACAGGAUAAACCCAAGAGUAUUUUUGCUUCAGCCUUUACUUUCUAUAAUGCAGUACUUUGGUACCCCAGUUUUUCACCUUUUCUUCCUCAAAUGUAUAAUUGUCCUCUCCUGAUGAAUACUAAGUAAGCACUGUAAAUUACAUUGUACUGGUUUGAAACCAAAGGCUGUAUGAAAUUUGUUAAGACUAAUACAAACUGGAAGAUAUAACUUGUGUUUUCUACUUCAAAACUCGUACGAAUCUCUUUAUAAAUCUAUUGUUCUGCUGUAACUUUUCAAGUAUGUACUGAAUGAUAGACUUUUUUAAAUUACAAUUAGUUAGAAAUACCAAUACUGUUGAAAUCACAUUCUGUGAUGUUCACACUUUUUGUAUUCUUAUAUUAUUCAGCACUUGUGCGUCUUUAUUUAAAUAAUCCUGCCAUUAUUCUGCCAUGCUUUUGUGACAAAUACAUGGAGUAGUUUUUCUGGAGUUGCACAUACAGAUGUAUCAGUCCUCAUGAAGUCACAUUUUCCAGUGACUUCAAUAGAACUCUAUUCACUUUUACCAGCUAAGGAUUAGUCUUGUUAACUGGAGAAGAGUAGUAGAGCUUUUUGCAAUAGCUUUGGGAUAGUGUUGUACAACUAUGACUGACAAGAAAAAGCACUUCUGUUUUCCAGAACUUAAUUUCAUGUUUAUUGUAUUUUAGGGUUGGAACUUCUGAUAUUAAUCUUCUGCCUAGGGUGUGCUUUCAUGCUCUAAAAAUUGUUCAUAGGCUCUCUUGCACACAGGUCUGUGGCACAGGGUUAGUCCUCUGUGAGGAGAAUGUACUUUACCAUAUUUAUAUUUGAAUAUUUUUCCUUGCAACUAAUUUACUUGUUCAAUUUCAAUGACUAAAGCAUUAAAUAAAUGUAGU
Molecule: messenger RNA, 2264 nt
Organism: Dryobates pubescens (Downy woodpecker)
Lineage: Eukaryota; Metazoa; Chordata; Aves; Piciformes; Picidae
Gene: GSKIP
Product: GSK3B interacting protein
Exons: 3
Coding region: 132-551 (139 amino acids)
Biological process (GO): regulation of canonical Wnt signaling pathway
Cellular component (GO): cytoplasm
Molecular function (GO): kinase regulator activity; protein kinase A binding
Source: RefSeq, a predicted model, not a curated record